AUGACAGACGGAGCCAUCAUUAAAUUCGACGAAACAGAGGCAAAUGAGGGUGAAGGAUUUAGUACCAGUACAGGAAAGUUUACAGCUCCUUUUUCUGGUGUUUACGGGUUCACAUGGACCUUUUGUGUUGAUUCGCGCACUACGGAUGGCGGUCCAUUGUACUACGGAGAAUACGGUACAAAAUUAAUGAGUGGUAAUUCCGUCAUUGGAGUAUUGCAUACAGAUACGGAAACAACAAAGGAUGACGCAUGCUCAACAGGUUUUGUCAUCAAGUACAUAUCUGAAGGCACGGAAGUUUACGUCAAGAAUUUUUAUGCUCACCAGGGUAAAAUCUUGAGCAAGGAGAAUCAUACCAGAACAACAUUCUCAGGAUGGAAAUUGAAUCAAUAA
Mytilus trossulus (common blue mussel) is the source of this 390-nucleotide messenger RNA. Its product is annotated as complement C1q tumor necrosis factor-related protein 2-like. The coding region runs from base 1 to 390 and encodes 129 amino acids. Lineage: Eukaryota; Metazoa; Mollusca; Bivalvia; Mytilida; Mytilidae. Gene Ontology annotation, molecular function: protein binding. The record is from RefSeq and is a predicted model, not a curated record. The transcript has a single exon.